This is a messenger RNA of Pocillopora meandrina, 1068 nucleotides long. NCBI's taxonomy places the organism in Eukaryota, Metazoa, Cnidaria, Anthozoa, Scleractinia, Pocilloporidae. The record is from the annotation of a GenBank genome assembly.
AUGAAUUCUCUCAACUCAACCCUCGCCAAUGAAGACAACUCAACCACAAAUGAAGAAAUCGAGAAGAUGUCCCCUUUAAUGAUGAACAUAUUCUAUUGUCUGUAUGCCACAAUCUUUACACUGGCUUUUGUAGGAAACAUUUUUGCGCUCAUAACAUGCUACAAGACUUACAAAGUGACGACCUCCGUGUUAUUGUGCUUCAUCGCAAGUUUAGCUUUGGCCGACUUAAUGUUUACGUUAUUAUCCAUUUUUGAUUUGAUCGCCUUCAUUCAUCAUGGUGACUGGUUCGGUGGAGAUCCCGUGUGCAAGAUUCAGAGUUUUCUCAUCGAGUCCUGCUAUACCGUUUCUAUUCUAACCUUAGUAGCAAUCAGCUACGAGCGUCUGAAAGCUGUUUCUUCGCCCGUCUUGGCCCGUGCGCAGUCGACUGAUAACCGUUCACUAAUUCUCAAGAUUAUUUGGGUGAUUGGAAUUGUGUCCUGUACUCCUUUGCUGUACGCGUAUUCCGUGAAAAGAGAUGAAAAAAGUGGCCCGUCGUUAUGCCUCAAUGAUUACAUGGGAGAUGAUGGAAGACAAAUUUACUACGCAAUCCAAGCUGUGCUUCUGUUUCUGUUACCUCUGGGAUUUAUGAUCUGGGCGCAUGUCAGAAUUUUUCAACAUCUCUCGAACCAUGCAAGGACAAGAAUCAGUCUUCGAACGGAUUCCAGUGAUAGACUUCAACAGAAGAAAGUCACUAAAAUGUUGGCCAUAGUAACUCUUGUAUUUUUUAUCUGCUAUGGGCCAUUCAUGAUAAUACGCACUCUAAGGUACUUUUACGUGUAUAACGGAGAUGCUGUGUGGCGGCUGGGUCAAAUGAUGAUUUUUGGACAAGCUGCUGUGAAUCCCAUCAUCUACUGCUUUUGCAGCAAGCAGUUUCGUUUCUCCUACAAAGACUUGAUUCACUGCCGCGGCUUCCGGAAAACUGAUACACGAAAACCAAGGUCAUCUUCAACGAAAUCAACCUCAAGUGUUCGAUCACAGAAAACGUCUGGAAUGAACGAAUUUAGUGUAGGGCAGGUUAAUCAUGUUUAG